AAUUUUCAUUUUUCAAAUUAUGGCUGAAUAAACCCAAGACAAACAAUUCAAGGGAGUUAAGAAGUUUACUUAUAGAGGCCUCUAACUUGAAGAGCUCGUAAAACUCCCUAUGGAUAAAUUGGUGGAAUAAUUCAGAGCCAGAUAGAGAAGAAGAAUCUCAAAUCAAGGAGAAAAGGUGCAUGCAUUCUAAAACUUGAUGAAGAAGAUCAGAAAGUCCAAGAAAGAAACAUUACCAGGAGAGAAGCCAAAACCCGUGAAGACUCAUUAAAGAAACACAAUUGUUGUACCUGAGAUGGUUGGUUCAAUUGUUGGAGUCUACAAUGGAAGAUAAUUCAGUAACGUUGAAAUCAAGUUUGAUAUGAUUGGCAGAUAUUUGGGUGAAUUCUCAUUAACAUAUAAGCCAACCAGACAUGGUAAGCCAGGAGUUGGUGCAACAAAAGGAUCACAACACACAGAUUGAUGUUAUGCAUUUAAAAGUACAUUAAGUUAUUUCUACAAUUAUUAUUAAGCUUCAAAUU
Molecule: messenger RNA, 518 nt
Organism: Paramecium tetraurelia
Lineage: Eukaryota; Ciliophora; Oligohymenophorea; Peniculida; Parameciidae
Exons: 3
Biological process (GO): ribosomal small subunit assembly; translation
Cellular component (GO): cytosolic small ribosomal subunit; ribosome
Molecular function (GO): RNA binding; structural constituent of ribosome
Source: RefSeq, a predicted model, not a curated record